Dendrobium catenatum is the source of this 1339-nucleotide messenger RNA. RefSeq lists its product as uncharacterized. The transcript has 5 exons. The coding region runs from base 258 to 893 and encodes 211 amino acids. NCBI's taxonomy places the organism in Eukaryota, Viridiplantae, Streptophyta, Magnoliopsida, Asparagales, Orchidaceae. The record is from RefSeq and is a predicted model, not a curated record.
GAGAUUUGCCCUCCAAUAUCACACAAAGAGCUCCUCGUCUACCCGCACUCCAACGCCGUCAUUCAGUGUAGAGAGUCAUUUGUAUUUGUAUGUAUUAUAGAAUCGAGACAACGUUGCCCCUACGCUUCUUCUUCUUCUUCUUUGUUCUCGAUCGGAAGUAAGAAAAAGUAGGAGAAGACUGACGCUUUUUCUAUUUCCAGUGAUUUGAUCUCCGGAGUCAGCCACGCUCCGGCGAUCCUACUUCCUCGUAACGCAGGAUGGUCUCAGCUAACCAAGAAAUGGUGGUUUACUGCUUUGACACUCUUGUCACCCACUACAAUGGUGAGCAGGCUCCGCUCCCGGCCUUCGAGGAUGGGCAGCACCCAUUGUUUGUGACAUGGAAGAAAGCAAUUAAUGGUGGCGAACCACGUUUGCGAGGAUGCAUUGGAACUUUAGAAGCUCGAGGAUUGAUCAGUGGUUUAAAGGAUUAUGCAUUAACUAGUGCUCUGAGAGAUCGACGCUUCCCUCCAGUCCAAGCCAAAGAAUUGCCGUAUUUGGAAUGCACAGUGUCUAUUCUUACUGAAUAUGAAACUGCUCUGAACUACCUUGAUUGGGAGAUUGGAAAGCAUGGCUUGAUUAUUGAAUUCACUGACCCUGAUUAUAAUACAAGGCGCAGUGCAACUUACUUGCCUGAGGUGGCUGCCCAUGAAGGUUGGACCAAGAUUGAAGCCAUCGACUCUCUAAUGAGGAAAGCAGGCUAUAAUAAUGUAAUCACCGAGUCCCUUCGCAAGAGACUUCGUAUCACCAAGUACCAAAGCACCUUAUGUACUAUGCAUUACACAGAAUAUAUUACUUAUGUGAAAACCAGCCGAGCUCAGUACCCUCCAAUUAAUGGGGUAAAGCCUAUCCACUGAUAUGUGUGGGAUUGGAGAAAUUAUUAAGUUCGGACACCAGACAGAGAGAAAUCAUCCGGAUUUCUCUCUAUCUAUAGUAAAAGCACAGUCAAAGUGCAGGCAAAGCGCAGUACUGUAGCAGUUGUGCUUUGACUGCACUUUUACUGUAGACAGAGAGAAAUCCGAAUGAUUCUCUCUGACUGGUGUCCGGACAUAAUAAUUUGCCUUGGGGUUGCAAGAUACAUACCCAUAGUUCAAUUUGAUGCAGCUGGGUAAAAAUUGUAAUUUGAUUUUUGUCCCACCUGCUAUUCAACUGGCCAUCAUUCUUAUGUCUUUUGAUGGACUUUAUUUAAAACAUUCCAGCAAGUUUGUUGUUAACUAUUUAUAUCAGUCCGUUAAGUAUGCUGAAACCUAUAUUUACUGAAGGUUUUAAUGAUAUCUGGGAUCAAGAAAGUCCUUUAAUACUC